UAGUCAUCUUUUUUAUUUAUUUAUUAUUUAUUUCUCUCUUUUUAGAUAAAAACAAUGAAGCUGUCGCAUUUUAUAUCCACCGCUGCACUGGCAGUUUUCUUUGGCACGGCAGGCACUCUAGCUGGCAGAGCAGAUGACACCGUAGCCACACGAUACUCGGACGAACUUGAGGCAGAAUCUGCGGCCGAGUCCAAGAGGCUCGUGCCAAAGUCCGAUCAUAUCACGGAGUUGGACAAGUACAAAUAUUUGGAGCUGCUCAAGUCCCACGACAAGGUAUUCAUCGAGUUUUACGCCAACUGGUGUGCAGCAUGCCACGGACUGGCGCCCGAAUUCAACGCAUUUGCCGAGUCGGCCAGAAAAAAGUAUCCCAACGUAGCCAUAGCCAGAGCAGACAUCAGUAAAAUCGAGUACCUUUCGUCAAGCUACUUGGUCAAUAUGCUCCCAGAGCUAGUGUUCAUUCGCAGGCCUGCUCCGGGUGUGACGCCGGAGGUCAGAUUUGUGACGGCGAACUUUACUGAUGGCGAACUGCUCGAUUACAUCGGUGGCGGCUGGGUCGAGGACACGCCCGUGGGUGGCUAUUCCAGCCUUUGGUGCACGCCGACGAACAUGUGCGGCCACAUUGGUGGCCUUUUGGGAGAGUUUGUCAUUGAAGUGGACAAAAAGUUCAACAGGUUUGACAUUCCUCCGUGGGCAUUUAUGGCAAUUAUCGUUUCGGUUGUCUACAUGGUCGGCCAGAUCCUUGUUGGCUACCUGGCCCGGGCAUUCCGCAAGAAGUACCACGAGUCGAUUAAUAGGACCAAUGGCGACAGCAUCAAGCCGGUUUACUUUAACGAAUAUCGCUCGGACCUUGGUACAGACAAGUCUGGCGCCGGAGUGCCGUCGACUCCAACAAAGGCGUCAGCCAAGUCAGCCAAGCAAGGUAGCGCGGCCAAGCGCCCAAAGGGCAAGCGCUCAAAGAAGGACUAGCAUAAGAGGUGAGGAUAUUUCUUUUGGUAUUACAGUGGCUGCUUCCAAAUAAAAAAUAGAACUAAAG
Kickxella alabastrina is the source of this 1033-nucleotide messenger RNA. RefSeq lists its product as uncharacterized. The transcript has a single exon. The record is from RefSeq and is a predicted model, not a curated record. Lineage: Eukaryota; Fungi; Kickxellomycota; Kickxellomycetes; Kickxellales; Kickxellaceae. Bases 55 to 966 code for a protein of 303 amino acids.